Magnolia sinica is the source of this 1014-nucleotide messenger RNA. RefSeq names its product glutamate synthase 1 [NADH], chloroplastic-like. The record is from RefSeq and is a predicted model, not a curated record. The coding region runs from base 451 to 888 and encodes 145 amino acids. Gene Ontology annotation, molecular function: glutamate synthase activity. Lineage: Eukaryota; Viridiplantae; Streptophyta; Magnoliopsida; Magnoliales; Magnoliaceae. The transcript is spliced from 5 exons.
GGAUGAAGGCACGUGAGGGUCUUCUAAAAUGCAAGGAACUGGGCUUCUUAAAGAAUGAGAUGAAGAAGCUUCUACCCAUCGUGGAUGCCAGCUCUUCUGAUUCAGGAGCAUUUGACGGCGUCUUGGAGCUUCUAGUUUGUGCUGGCAGAAGUCUGCCCGAAGCUAUUAUGAUGAUGAUACCUGAGGUGUGGCAAAAUGAUAAAAACAUGGAUCCUGAUAGAAAGGCCUUGUACGAAUAUUUUUCAGCUCUUAUGGAGCCAUGGGAUGGACCUGCACUUAUAUCAUUUAGAUUACUGAUGACCGCUAUCUUGGAGCGACAUUGGACUGGAAUGGAUUGCGCCCCGGUCACUUUUACAUCACACAUAGUGGACGCGUGAUCAUGGCUAGUGAGGUUGGUGUUGUAGACAUCUGCCAGAAGAUGUGGCCACGAAAGGAAGACUUAACCCCGGAAUGAUGCUACUGGUAGAUUUUGAGAAUCGUAUUGUUGUUGAUGAUGAGGCCUUGAAGCAGCAGUACUCUCUAGCCAGGCCAUAUGGCGAGUGGCUCAGCAGACAGAAAAUAGAACUUGAGGAUAUCAUAAAUUCUGUUCCUGAAGCUGAUAGAGUCCCACCUACCAUAUCUGGAACAGUGCCUGUAUAUCGACAUGAUGAUACUAACAUGGAAAACAUGGGAAUUCAUGGAUUGUUGGCUCCAUUGAAGGCUUUUGGAUACACUGUAGAAGCCCUGGAGAUGUUGUUGCUGCUCAUGGAAAAAGAUGGUACUGAGACUCUUGGCUCAAUGGGAAAUGAUGCCCCUUUGGCUGUGAUGUCCAACAGAGAGAAACUUACAUUUGAGUAUUUCAAGCAGAUUUUUGCUCAGGUUACAAACCCACCGAUUGAUCCAAUCUGAGAGAAAAUAGUCACGUCCAUGGAGUGCAUGAUCGGUCCAGAACGGGACCUUACUGAAUCAACUGAAGAGCAGUGCCAUCGCCUCUCGUUGAAAGGGCCUCUACUGUCCAUUGAUGACGACAGUAGA